AGGAAAGAAGAAAUGGGUUCCCGUGGAUCUGUCAAUGAUACUCAUCACAGGAUUCUGCAGUUUGGUGUGCAGCAGCUUCUGGAGUGAGCCUCUCAAAUCUCUACAGACCAAUGGAGACCAAGCUAGAUGCUCUGUAGCUGUAGUAAGAAGAAAGGCAGCAAGCUUGGUCCAAAAGAGUUCUGAGGAAGAUUUCUGAGGCAUGGAGCUUCCAUCAGGUUUGGAAGAAAGUAAAGUGAAUUCAAUGAUGCCACAACACAAAUAACGCCCAUGGACACCCACCAGCCAACUCCUUUCUGGCAGAAUUUUUAGAUUGUCAAGUAAUAUGUUGCCUUUGCAAGAGAACAAGAAACUAGUGCCCAAAAGACGGGUUCUUCAGUAUUUGGAUUAGACGUGUUUUCAAAACAAUGGCUUCAAAGGUCUCCUGCCUAUAUGUAUUGACCGUUGUGUGCUGGGCCAGCGCUCUCUGGUACUUGAGCAUAACAAGACCUACUUCAUCCUACACUGGCUCAAAGCCAUUCACUCACCUAACAGUUGCCAGGAAAAACUUCACCUUUGGCAACAUAAGAACUCGACCUAUAAACCCACAUUCUUUUGAAUUUCUUAUAAAUGAGCCCAACAAAUGUGAGAAAAACAUUCCUUUUCUUGUGAUCCUCAUUAGCACCACACACAAGGAAUUUGAUGCUCGCCAGGCAAUCCGGGAGACUUGGGGGGAUGAGAACAACUUCAAAGGGAUCAAGAUAGCCACGCUUUUCCUCCUGGGCAAAAAUGCUGAUCCUGUUCUGAACCAGAUGGUGGAGCAAGAGAGCCAGAUCUUCCAUGACAUCAUCGUGGAGGACUUCAUUGACUCCUACCACAACCUCACCCUCAAAACCUUAAUGGGGAUGAGAUGGGUUGCCACCUUCUGUUCAAAAGCCAAGUAUGUCAUGAAAACCGACAGUGACAUUUUUGUGAACAUGGACAACCUUAUUUAUAAACUCCUGAAACCCUCUACCAAGCCAAGAAGAAGGUAUUUCACUGGUUACGUCAUCAAUGGCGGGCCAAUCAGGGAUGUCCGCAGUAAGUGGUAUAUGCCUAGGGAUUUGUACCCUGACAGCAACUACCCACCAUUCUGUUCAGGGACUGGCUAUAUCUUUUCGGCUGAUGUGGCUGAACUCAUUUACAAGACCUCACUCCACACCAGGCUGCUUCACCUUGAAGAUGUGUAUGUGGGACUGUGUCUCCGAAAGCUUGGCAUACAUCCUUUCCAGAAUAGUGGCUUCAAUCACUGGAAAAUGGCCUACAGUUUGUGUAGGUACCGCCGUGUCAUCACCGUCCACCAGAUCUCUCCAGAAGAAAUGCACAGAAUCUGGAAUGACAUGUCGAGCAAGAAGCAUCUUAGAUGCUAGGACUUUUAUCAGUGUAAAUAACUUUCUUUUCUAAGAAAUGGGGCCUAAGGUGUUGGUAGUUACAGGUGUCAACAAGGGAACAUAAACUGGUAAGGGGUUUUGUAAAGGUUUUGCUUCCUGCUCCUAGUUCUUUCUCGGAUCAGUAUUUUACAAGUAUUGGGCUUGGCUAUAGAAACGGUGAGUGAGUUAGAAGGGCCAAAUUUCAUCCUCAGGUCCUAAGACAUUGCCAUUUAUUUCAAAAAGUGACUCUAAAUAACUGCCAGGAUUAGUGCACUGUGCAUCUGAGACAAAGAUCUGGGCUAGGAGAUAGAAACUCACAGUAAUGUCUUCAUACCAUCUCUGCAAACAUAAACAGUAAUUCUUUCUUUAAAAAAAAUCAAAGCAAGUCAGAAAAGAUAAAUGCUGUGCACUCUUGUCAUGUAGCAUUUCUACAUAAGAUGCCAUGGAUUAUGUACAAAAUUUGAGAUUCUACCAAUAAUUGAUCUUAUCCCUAGGGUAGGGAGAUUAUGACAGAAUAGAUGGAGAUGUAAACCUGAGAAUCAAUUAUUCUGUAUGUAUAGAAAACACCUCAGCAUGGACUCACAAGGGUUAAAUCUGGUCAGCAAGUGGGUUGUACAUAAAUGCUACUUUAAGUAAACAAAUACAUGGUUUUUUUUUCCCCCCAGAACAAAUAUUACAUGAUGCCACCAAGGAGACUGCCAAAUGUAGUACUCUGACCUGCUUCUUUCCAUGUUAUGCCUUUUAUAGUUUUUGGAUCAGGCAGGUGUGUGUCUCCAUGUGUAGAAAACACAUUGAUAGGAGGCCCAGAAAUCAUACAGAACAAUUGAUAAAAUGCAAAUUUAGGUAUCCAUUCUAAUUAGCAUAAGCUUGGCAAUAGUAUACAAUGCCCCUCUCACACAUUCGCAAAGCACAUGAAAAAAAAUCUUUAACAAGUACCAGUAUUAUUAAAAGAUGUGCCCCAGCUACCAGUAGAAGAAAUGCUCUCUUAAGUCUAAAACAUCCACAUAUGUUUAGUAGCAAAAGUGCUUUGAGAUGUUCUGGGGAUUCUGUGGCUGAGAUCCGUGGGAAGGAAGAAUGGGGAAGCCGAGUUCAGAUCCCAUUGUGCCACAAAUUUAUAUGGACCAUAAGAAGAGGCAUCUCAUUUUUUGAUGUGUUUCUAUAUGCUCACUUGUAAAAUGGCUGAAAAGAAAAAUCUACCUCACAGGUACUGUGAGAGCAAAUCAAUCACAUCUGCUAAUAAGUAUUUUGAUAUCUUUAGUUUAAAAGGUGCUACGUAAUGCCAUGUAUCAUGCAGUACGCUAAAUGCUAAAAUGAUCACAGUAAUUAUAAAGAUGGCGAUCUGUUAUGGCAACAUCAUCUCAAUAUGACAAUUUACCAAAAUAAAGAUUGACUGUGAACUACCAGUGUACCUAAUUCUUCCAAGACUUGAUGUUUCCUUGGCUAUAAGUUAGCUGAUUGGGGAAACUUCAGUUUCUCCACCAUGGUCUCUCAUUUUGGUGAUGAAUUUAUCAUCACUUCAAUGUGUUGCCUUGGCAUCCCAGGAUGUUUAAAACAAAAGAAUCCACUCUGCUUUGGGGAGGAGCAUUGCAUGGGUUUUGCAAAAAACACAACUUAAAUCGUAAGAAAUAUUUGCCCUGAAUUUUUAAAAUGCUUUAGAACAAAUAGAGCUAAUCUACUCCCUCAGAGGAUAAAAAGCACUCAGCAAUUCUCCACAGUUGCACAUCCACCAUUGAUGCACCACCCAUUGUUUAAAAAAAAACGUUGCUCAUUUGAGCUAUUUUCUUUGCACCUUAGCCUCAGCAAAACCCCCAUAGAAGCUGAUAGUUAUGGAGAGACAAAGGAGUAAACAGAGUCCUGUAAUCAUGUAAUCCCUUGCUGGGAAAAAUUUAAUAUCUCAUUACCCCCAUAGUACUAAGUGAUAUAGGACUGUCCCAUCCUUUAAUAUGAUGGUGUCAGGUGGCCUGGGAAAGGAUGAAACAGGACAAGGUAAGCCACCCUCCUACCUACCAUCUAACCUCAAACCCUCUGAGCUCCAAUGGCUGGGAAAGUCUCACACCCUCACGUCUCAUUGGCCUCCCAGCUGCACAGCUGAGUGCAGUCUCUGUCUCCUGCGAUGGCCUUGCGUCUAUCCCAUGCUCAGCCAAGCCACUUUUCAUGUCCAAAAUCUCACACAAUAAUAACCAUGUAUGUACAUCUAUGAAUUGCUUUAUAUGUAUGUGCAAAAUAUGUAUAGAGCCCUAAUCUUGAAAAGGAGCAAAAAAAAUCAGAAAAUCACAUGUCUUAAAGAACUGUUUCUUAACUUUUUUUAUGCUACAUAGUGCCCGUAUGACAAACAUGUAAAUAGACAUCCAAGAUUACAUGUACAUAUUUUAAAGGCGCUUUUCUUGUCACCUCAAUUGUACGUAUGGCUAGAAUCUGCUUGAUAUGUAACAUUUUCCUCUGCAUGGAACUUGAUGAGGCAAGGCCAUUUGUUCAGUAUCUCAAUACCCUUAAGCAUGUUCGUUCGCUAUGUGGGUUUUUUUGGAUGUUCAAAAAGAAUUGUUUAAUUUGUCAAGAAAAAUCUCUAAUUUUCUACUUUUCUUAAUUCUAUGACAAGAAGCUGGUCAAAUUAUUGUCAUGGUUAUUUAUUAAGCCAUUCUUAACAUUUGUUUAAGAAAAAUAUUUCAUAAUAAUGGCAGUAUUCUGGGGCUGGGAGUUAUCAUUCAGUGGUAAAGCAUUGCCUAGCAUGCAAAGGGCUCUGGGUUCAGUCCUCAGCCCUGCAAUAAUACAGUUAAAAUAACGACAGCCCUACUGUACCAGAAGUCACGCAAAUAAUUUUUCUAAACACUGUCUGGGUCCCCAUUAUUUCUCCAUUAUGUACUGGAUAACAUCAGCACCUGAUCUUAAAAGUUUCUUCAUGUAUUUCUUAGAGAAAAAAAAAAUGCUUUCUCUUUGGUGCCUCGUUUAUGUGGCAUUGCGUCCUCUUGGAGCAGUUUCAAUAUACAACAAUGUACUUUGAAAUAACCAGAUUCAAAACAUGAAGAUCGUUUUUGAUUUGAAUUAAAUAUGAAAGAACAAAACCCCUUGUGUGAUGAGAUACGGAGGGGAAACAAACUCUUUACAGAGAAGUCACGGAAGGAGUUUUUCAAUCAAAUUUCUUCUAACAAAAGACAAUGAGAUAUUUACGUACAGUGUGUGGACUUCAUUUUCUACCUUUCCUAAUACGUGCAUUCAAAGUGGGGAAUUGAUUGUAUCAUUUCUGUAAAGGUGAGAAUACUUUUUAUAAGCCACAGGUAACUUGUGAAUGAAAGAAGUAAUUCACUAGAGACGCUUGAUGAUAAUUGACAUUUAGGUAUAUUGUUAUAUAUGAAUGAUUGUAUUUAUGUAUUUAUUUGUUCAAAAUUGUACAUAUGGUUUUGCCAAAAGUAACUGUGUGUUAAAGUGCGCUCUCUGGGUCUGUAGUACUAUUUAGGGUUACAUGGGUUGCCAAUCAAGCUGCUAAUCAGAAUACUAUUUUUUUGUAUCAGUGUUACAACAUGUGACAAAUAGAUGACACUGUCUUUUCAUUCAUCUUCUUUCCCUUCCUCUUGAAAUGUAAACUGUUGGUUGAAAGCACGAUGCAAUUGUACAGGCCCAUCUGUCAAGAGGAAGAUCAUGGUUUCAUAAGACUGAUUUUUUUUAAACUCCUGGGACAAAUAAACGAAAGAAG
Messenger RNA from Arvicanthis niloticus (Nile rat), 5073 nucleotides. It is a transcript of the gene B3galt1, whose product is annotated as beta-1,3-galactosyltransferase 1. Gene Ontology annotation, biological process: protein O-linked glycosylation. Gene Ontology annotation, cellular component: Golgi membrane. The record is from RefSeq and is a predicted model, not a curated record. Gene Ontology annotation, molecular function: N-acetyl-beta-D-glucosaminide beta-(1,3)-galactosyltransferase activity. NCBI's taxonomy places the organism in Eukaryota, Metazoa, Chordata, Mammalia, Rodentia, Muridae.